Artibeus jamaicensis (Jamaican fruit-eating bat) is the source of this 2590-nucleotide messenger RNA. It is a transcript of the gene ALG12, whose product is annotated as ALG12 alpha-1,6-mannosyltransferase. Bases 746 to 2575 code for a protein of 609 amino acids. Lineage: Eukaryota; Metazoa; Chordata; Mammalia; Chiroptera; Phyllostomidae. The record is from RefSeq and is a predicted model, not a curated record. Gene Ontology annotation, molecular function: alpha-1,6-mannosyltransferase activity. The transcript has 10 exons. Gene Ontology annotation, biological process: protein N-linked glycosylation. Gene Ontology annotation, cellular component: endoplasmic reticulum membrane.
GCUCCACCGGCCUUUCUGUGUGUUCUCGUGGGACAGCCGCCGGGCCUCUCCACCUGGGGCCGGGCUCCUUACCUGGGGCCUGAGAAGUAUCUUGCGAGGCCCCGGAACCCGCAUUUCCGCCGGUGCCCCGGCGAGGGCACCGGACAGUGGUUUCGAUGAGGGGCAGGAAGAUCAACCCUAUCUGGGCUCCAGUAGGACGUACCUGCCAGAAGGAAGAAGUGCACGUGAUACCAAGUUUUCUCCGCUGUUUGGCUGGCGACCAGCCUGGUUUUCCCAGUCGUUCGUGUUUGCAGCCGAGGGGCUAACGCUUGGAAAGUCUGAUUUGACCAGCUUCAGUAGAGGCCGCAGAUUGCGGGUCGAAGGGUCCGGAGGCCCCGGGAGCUCAUUCCUGGCUCCAGAUGCCGAGGUUCCCUAGAACGGCUGGUGUUAGUUAGCCCGAGGGUAGUUGCCGAGCGAGGUGGACCAGUGCGGACCAGCGUCACCCACCCUCCGGAGUCCGGUGGUGGGGUGACCCUGGGUCCCGUGUCGUCCCAUGGUCCUGAGAGCGUGUGGCUGAGACCGGGUGCUGCCCGUGCUUGGCUGUCUGUUUCUGCCCUCGGCCACAUGUCCUGUGGGCUUUCAGAAGCUGCGACAAGCAUUCCCGCUUACCCUCCACCCACAUCUCCCGGAUGUUGCCUCAGCUGUGAUUUUUGAGACGGGGGGGUCUCCGUUGUUGCUGUGAAAUGCUCCCAGAGUGGCAGUGCUGAUGGCUGGUGACGCGCGGGGCGUGAAGGUGAAGCCUGGAAUGUCCGGGAAGAGGCUGCGGGGCUCGGGCAGGCAGCGCCUGCUGCUGGGCCUGCUGGUCGCUGUGGCCGCCGUCCACCUGGCCGCCUGCCCCUACACCAAGGUGGAGGAGAGCUUCAGCCUCCAAGCUGUGCACGACCUGCUCUUCCACCGGCUGCAGGUGGGGCAGUACGACCACCUGGAGUUCCCAGGUGUGGUCCCCAGGACAUUCCUCGGGCCACUGGUGAUCGCGGUGCUGUCCAGCCCUGCGGUCUGUGUGCUCUCGCUGCUGGGAUGGUCCAAGUUCUAUUCUCAACUGACAGUCAGAGCGGUCCUCGGACUCGGAGUGGUUUCUGGACUCUGGACUUUGCAAAAAGAAGUGCGGCGGCAGUUUGGGGCCACAGCAGCCACCGUGUUCUGCUGGGUGACGGCCACACAGUUCCACCUGAUGUUCUACUGCACGCGGACACUGCCCAACGUGCUGGCCCUGCCCGUGGUGCUGCUGGCCCUCACGGCCUGGCUGCAGCGGCGGUGGGCCCGCUUCAUCUGGCUCUCGGCGCUGGCCAUCCUGGUCUUCAGGGCUGAGCUGAGCCUGCUCCUGGGCCUCGUGCUGCUGCUGCUGCUCUGCACCCGGCGGCUGACAGUGGCCAAGGCCCUGCGCUGCGCCCUGCCCGCCGGCCUGCUCUGCCUCGGACUGACAGUGGCUGUGGACUCCUACUUCUGGCGCUACCUGGUGUGGCCGGAGGGAGCGGUGCUCUGGUACAACGUCGUCCAGAACAAAAGCUCCAACUGGGGGACCUCGCCCCUGCUGUGGUACUUCUACUCGGCCCUGCCCCGAGGCCUGGGCGGCAGCCUGCUCUUCGUGCCCCUGGGCCUCGUGGACAGGAGGGCCCUGGCGCUGCUCCUGCCGGCCCUGGGCUUCGUGGGCCUGUACUCGCUGCUGCCGCACAAGGAGCUGCGUUUCAUCAUCUACACCUUCCCCCUGCUCAACGCCGUGGCCGCCCGGGGCUGCGCCUACCUGCUGAACAACCACCGGAAGUCUUGGCUGUUCAGAGCGGGCUCGCUCCUGGUGAUUGGGCACCUGGUGGCAAACGCCGCCUACUCUGCCACGGCCCUACGUCGUCCUGCACAUCGACGUGGCUGCCGCGCAGACGGGCGUGUCUCGGUUUCUGGAGGUCAAUGGCGCCUGGAGGUACGAGAAGAGGGAGGACGUGCGGCCUGGGUCAGAGCGCAUGCUGGCCUACACGCACCUGCUGGUGGAGGCCACGCCCGAGCGCCUGGCCCUCUACAGGGACACACACCGGGUGCUGGCCAGGGUCGCGGGCACCACCGGGGUGAGUCUGAACCUGACCAGGCUGCCUCCUUUCAACGUCCACCUACAGACAAAGGUGGUGCUUCUGGAGAGACUCCUGGGGCCCUCCUGAGGGGACCGGACAGCGUCUCCCAGGCUCCUCCAGCGUGUGGCAUGAGACAGCAGGGUAAUAAUCCUGGGGCCACGGAGCGCUUCCCACCGGGUCUGAGGGGCAGGCUGCACCUGCUGGCCACCACGCCCGAGCACAGCCCCGUGGCCACACCGCUCACUGCUGGUGAGCACGAGGGUCCUGGGCGCAGUGGCGGGGACAGCGGGCUGCUCCUGAGCGGCCACCAGCUCCCUGUCGUGGUCAUGGGGCAGGUUCCACCUCAGGGGCGCUUCAGCACACACACAUGUUCAGACGGCACGAGAAUUAAAAUUUGUAAAUCUUUUCUUGUUAGUGGUCGUAUAUGCGUCAUGUUUCCAGAGAGCACCUUCACCUGGAUUUUACUUUUAAGGUGAUUUUGGCACUUUUAU